AUGACGGCUGUUGCUCUACCCUCGAGGGAAGGCUGCGACAGCCAAACCAAACCCAGCCAUCUCCAAAAACACAGAGACCUGAGCCACCGGAGCCUGGCGCUGGCCCCGCCGCUGGAGCAGGCGCUGAGACAGUUUAAUCAGUCCGUGAGCAAUGAACUGAAUAUUGGUGUAGGUACUUCCUUCUGUUUCUGUACUGAUGGACAGCUGCACAUUAGGCAGGUUCUGCAUCCUGAAGCUUCCAAAAAGAAUAUCUUGUUGCCUGAAUGCUUCUACUCCUUUUUUGACUUGAGAAAAGAAUUCAAGAAGUGUUGCCCUGGCUCACCUGACAUUAGCAAACUUGAUGUUGCGGCCAUGACAGAAUAUCUAAAUCUUGGCAAGGGCAGCCCAGCGCUUCCAUAUGGAUCCUCUCAAGUUGAAGAUAUGGGGAAUAUUAUUUUAACGCUAAUAUCUGAACCAUACAAUCACAGGUUUUCAGAUCCAGAAAGAGUGAAUUACAAAUUUGAAAGUGGGCCUUGCAGCAAGAUGGAACUCGUGGACGAUAAUGCUGUAAUCCGAGCGAGAGGAUUACCAUGGCAGUCGUCUGACCAGGACAUAGCAAGAUUCUUCAAAGGCCUAAAUAUUGCUAAGGGAGGUGCUGCACUCUGUCUCAAUGCCCAAGGUAGGAGGAAUGGGGAGGCUCUCGUGAGGUUUGUAAGUGAAGAACAUAGAGAUCUAGCGCUACAAAGACACAAGCAUCACAUGGGGAAUCGAUACAUUGAGGUAUACAAGGCAACAGGUGAAGACUUCCUUAAAAUUGCAGGAGGCACUUCCAAUGAGGUUGCACAAUUCUUAUCGAAAGAAAACCAAGUGAUUGUCAGGAUGCGAGGUCUUCCCUUCAAUGUAACAACAGAAGAAGUGCUGACGUUCUUUGGCCAGCACUGCCCUGUAACAGGAGGAAAGGAGGGAGUCCUAUUUGUCACGUACCCUGACAGCAGGCCAACGGGGGAUGCCUUCGUGUUGUUUGCUUGUGAGGAAUAUGCACAAAAUGCACUGAAAAAGCAUAAGGACUUGCUGGGGAAAAGGUACAUUGAACUCUUCAGGAGCACUGCAGCAGAAGUUCAACAGGUGCUGAACAGGUACUCUUCCACACCUCUCAUUCCUCUCCCAACACCGCCCAUCCUUCCAGUAUUACCUCAGCAAUUUGUGCCUCCCACCAGUGUCAGAGACUGCAUACGUUUGCGUGGUCUUCCUUAUGCUGCCACUAUUGAGGACAUUCUGGAGUUCUUGGGGGAGUUUUCUGCAGAUAUUCGGACCCAUGGAGUUCACAUGGUACUAAAUCACCAGGGACGUCCAUCGGGAGAUGCUUUUAUUCAGAUGAAAUCUGCAGACCGAGCUUUUUUGGCUGCACAGAAAUGUCAUAAGAAGACUAUGAAGGACAGAUAUAUUGAAGUCUUUCAAUGUUCUGCUGAGGAGAUGAACUUUGUAUUAAUGGGGGGCACUUUAAAUCGAAAUGGCUUGUCCCCACCACCAUGCCUUUCACCCCCUUCCUACUCCUUUCCUGCUCCUGCUGCAGUUGUGCCGACAGAAGCUGCCCUAUAUCAGCCAUCCAUGCUUCUGAACCCGCGAACGCUGCAGCCCUCCGCAGCGUACUACCCUGCUGGGGCACAGCUCUUCAUGAACUACGCGGCCUACUAUCCCAGCAUGCAACAGAGGAUGGACUUGUAUACACAAAUGAUCCGGCCAGGACAGUGUCCAAAGAAUGGAUUUACAUUUAAAGGUCCCAGCAGUUAGACUUGCCUAGAGAAGGUUCCUCCAAACUUUCUGAUGUUUUGAACAAAUGCAGCAAGCCUAGAUGGAGAUUUUGAUUACAUUCCCAGUUUUACUACUGGUCAAGCCAGCUGUGCUGAAGAAAAAUCACCAGAGCUUUGGAACUCAGCAUAUGGACCUCUAACUUCUUAAAAGUUAAUGCACAAUUUUCACAGACACACAACCACUGUCAUCAGACCACUAAGCCCUUCACUGAGAGCACAGGUGAUGAAAUCGCUCAAGUCCUUGAGGGUUUCUUGUUGAUAAAGUAUUAAGCUGCUCUUAACACAGAAAUAACUUAUCCUGAAUCUACAGAGUCUAAUCUACUUUAUCUGAAAUAUAAAAAAGGCUUUUUACCUAAUUUUGCACUGUUUAAAGUUUUUAAAAUAUGUAUUUUAAGACCUC
This is a messenger RNA of Struthio camelus australis, 2190 nucleotides long. The record is from RefSeq and is a predicted model, not a curated record. NCBI's taxonomy places the organism in Eukaryota, Metazoa, Chordata, Aves, Struthioniformes, Struthionidae.